Molecule: messenger RNA, 1884 nt
Organism: Cyclopterus lumpus (lumpfish)
Lineage: Eukaryota; Metazoa; Chordata; Actinopteri; Perciformes; Cyclopteridae
Product: protein PET100 homolog, mitochondrial
Exons: 4
Coding region: 87-323 (78 amino acids)
Biological process (GO): mitochondrial respiratory chain complex IV assembly
Cellular component (GO): mitochondrion; mitochondrial inner membrane
Source: RefSeq, a predicted model, not a curated record
UUACCCGGAAGUAGCGUGAAGGUCUUUCGGCGAUGUUGGGAGUUUAGAUAACGUUUCACUGUUGUGGGUGCAGUGCCGAAUCGAAAAUGGGUGUUAAAAUAGAGAUGUUUAGAAUGAUGCUGUAUAUUUCCUUCCCCGUGACCAUGUUCUGGAUAUCAAAUCAAGCAGAGUAUUUUGAAGAGUACAUAGUAAAGAGAAAGAGGGAGAUCUUCCCCCCUGACGAAGGGCUGCGCAGGAAAGAGAUGGAGGACUUCAAAGAGCGAAUGCGUCUUCGUAAGGAGAAGCAACUAUUACAAAAGAUUUCUAUGGUGUCUGAGAAUUGAAGAUUAUGUUUUUGAAGAACUGCAUAUAUUCCGAACCCCACAGAUGAAGUAUUAUUUGGCUGUAUUUAUUGGAUAAUACGAAAACUUGGUGGGACUGGAGUAAGAACAUGACGCAUCGGAAAGUUAACACAUCCCAAAUGUGUGUUGGGCGUUCCUCGUAUGCCAUGUGGGAUUUAAUUGUUUUCACCAAAGACUUUUCAGAUACCAGAAUUCUGUGUUUAAAUGGCUGAUGAGUUGCAUUGUCAUACAAUUGUUAUUUGAGUUAUAUAUCCAGUUGGAUCUAAUGUAAUUUUCAUAAUUUAUUUUUAUGACGAGAAAUACCUAUUAAAUGUAGAUAUUCUUCUCCAUGUUUAGUGUUUUACAACAUUGUAUCACAGUGGCUGUAAUUGAGAAUUGUUUAUAAUGAUGAACAGAAAGAGACAAAGGCAUAAAGCAAAUCUCCAUAAACUGAUUUUGAAUUGAGCACAAACCAAAAAUACAAAAUAGCUGAUUGUAUAUUUACUUCAUAUCCGAUUUGAUUAGAGGCACAGAUGGCGGCAACUAUUACUUUUAGCUUUUGAUUUACAUUCUGGGUAACUUUUGGUUUAUGUUCUGGGUUAUCUUAUUGGAAAAUAAAAUGUCACAUUCACUGGUCUGCAGUAGGUUCUUAUGUUUUUGCUGCAUUCAUUGUAAAUGAAAAACAAACUCUGCACCAGUGAUGAUUCAGUUGUGUGAUGCUGUGACAAAUACAUUAUUUUAUUGUAUGCAUAUCACUGUUGUAAAAGCCUUAUUUCAUCUAAUGGGUUUGUAUAAAAACAGUUGAGGGGGUGGAGGAUUUUGACGCAAGAGACAUUGACUAUGUGUAUGGUUCUUGUAAACAUAUCAUUUUAAUGCUGUUUUUCAUUAAAGUUGAGGUUGGUUUUGUUUUACGACUUUCAGCACUGAUGGUUGUGCUUGGAUUUAAAGAUGUAUCUGAUGUGCUGUACAUCCUACGGCCACAUCUCUAACCUUGGGUUAAAGAUGCCGCUUUGUGACCAGAGGAGAGCUGGCCAAUAUUUAUAUUAACAUGGGCAGAGGCAUUGACUAUGCAAAUCAUCUCUGGUGGGGAUGAGUAAGCCUAUAGGUGGGAGAUUGACCGUCUGGUGACCUGGUGCGGAAUAUACAUCUAAAGGCUCAACGCUUCCUGGGCUCCACCAUAAGGACCUCAAGUGGGAGUUGAACAUCAGCGCCAUCUCCAAGAAGGCUGCAGCAAAGGAUGUUCUUCCUGAGGCCACUGAAGAAGACCAUGAUGGUGCACUAAUGCACUGCCAUCAUUGAGUCCAUCCUCUCCUCCAUCACACUGCCAAGGACAAGAGCAGACUGAUGCGUAUCAUUCGCUCUGCUGAGUGAUUUACUUUUCUCUUUGAUCAUACAUGAGACACUUUGAUAACAUACUUGUUUUUACAUACUCUUAUUUGUUUGCCAUAUAUUAUUGUACAAUUUUAUAUUUUAAAAUCGCACUGUGUUUAUUGUUAUGCACCAAUCAGCUAUUCAAAUACCUUGUACGUAUAUGGAACUUGGCAAUAAACCGUUUCUGAUUUAA